GCAUAUUCCCCUAUAUAAACCUUGUAUUAACUCAUGCCACAUCAACAAAUUGGCUGGCUUGCUUUACUCUUAACACUGUUUAUAAAAUUAAGCUACACCACUCGUAAAAGAUAUAAAUAUGAUAAAGCUUCUAGUGAUCUCGAUGCUGGCAGCUGCCGGCGCGCGGGCGAUGAUUCUGUGCCCGCAAAACGCUUGUCACACAGUGCGAUGCGCUUCUGUUCAGAACUGCGAGGGUCGCGUGAACCAGGGUGGCGGAUGGUGCGGCUGUUGUGACAUCUGUAUGACGCAGCUCGCGGAAGGAGACAACUGCCUGUCCACCCUGCUCCUCGGGGUGCCUGCUACUACCGAGUGUGGCGCGGGGCUCCAGUGUGACCGAGACACUCAGACAUGCGUGAAGGAGGAGGCCGCCGACACAGUGACUGACGCCCCAUGUGCGGUCCGCAAGGAGGAGAUACGCAGGGCGCAGGCUAACGGUCUGCCGCUGAUUGGCGUCUCCUCGCCCUCGUGUGACGUCAAUGGCUAUUACAGCGCCGUUCAGUGCAUCGGAUCUGUGUGCACGUGCUCAGACAGACAGGGGAACCAACUACAGGACUUCCAGGACACCAUCGGAAACCUGGCCAACAUGAACUGCCAAUGCGCCGUCGACCUUGACAACUACAUGAAGAGCGGACUGAUUGGCAAAAUGUUCUACUGCGCCCCCAACGGCAAUUACCAGACAACCCAGCCGCCUGCGGUACAGGCGACCACCGCGGCGCCGACCGGAAACCUGGUUGGAAACAUUGGAGGAUUUCUGUACUCCUCUGGUGCAUGCGCUCACGAGCUAGCUACCGCUCAGACCAGCAAUCUUCUAGGAGUGUUUGUACCCGAGUGUGACGCUGACGGAAAAUACGCGCCACGACAGUGUAAGGGAUCUGGGUGUUACUGUGUACGAAAGGAUGGCACAAAGAUCGAGGGUUACUCUGCACCAAUUUCCGAGAAGGUCCACAUGACAUGCCAGUGCGCACGUGACAAGGACACAUACGAGGCGAUGGGAAUUCUGGGCCGCAUCCACACGUGUCGGGCUAACGGCAACUACCAGUCGUACCAGUGCAUCGGCUCCAGCUGUUAUUGCACAGACGAUGCCGGAUACCGCCUAGGGGACCAAUCCGUUUCCAUUGGCGACAUAAACGAUCUGAAGUGCUGAAAUGAUGUCUCAAACUUUUGACAUAUGUGUUUAUAAGCACGCGGCCACGGAUACAGAAUUCAUGGCAAAUGUUGAUCUGCAAUGACCUACACUUUGUAUCCCAACGUUUUAUUUUCGUUUUUCAUUUUCUACUAUGUUUUAUAUGUUGAGAUUUUAUAAUAAACUUUAUGAAGAUCA
Molecule: messenger RNA, 1360 nt
Organism: Dreissena polymorpha
Lineage: Eukaryota; Metazoa; Mollusca; Bivalvia; Myida; Dreissenidae
Product: equistatin-like
Exons: 9
Coding region: 119-1183 (354 amino acids)
Biological process (GO): cell-matrix adhesion
Cellular component (GO): basement membrane
Source: RefSeq, a predicted model, not a curated record